This is a messenger RNA of Toxorhynchites rutilus septentrionalis, 411 nucleotides long. RefSeq lists its product as uncharacterized. The record is from RefSeq and is a predicted model, not a curated record. The coding region runs from base 73 to 411 and encodes 112 amino acids. Lineage: Eukaryota; Metazoa; Arthropoda; Insecta; Diptera; Culicidae. The transcript is spliced from 3 exons.
GACGGAUACCAAAGCGACUGGAAACAAAAAAAAUCACAUUAAAAAGUCACGAAACAGAUUUUUUUCAACAUUAUGGGUGGAAUAGAAAAUCCCAGCGUGUCCAAAAGAUGUUAUGGCGUUUCAUUUGGGUCGACAACUUCACUUGCAGGUCCGUCAAUUUCUGAAGAUUCUACAUCAUAUGAUGUCGAAGACAUGGAUGAACCGGAUCCAAUUCCAACUACUGAGGAGCAUUCGAACGAUACUCUGUCGAUGAAGAUCAGAACUAACGUUACACAGCGAGCUAUAUUGGAGCAACAACUGAAACUGAUAAAGGCACAGCAAGAUUAUACAGCUCAACUAAAAGUCCAACAGGAUGAGAGACAUAAAAAAGAAAUGGACAAUAAUUAUGUGGAAUUAUGUGGAAUUGAGUAA